UGUUCUAAAGAAGUGAAAUCACAGGUAAGCAUGUUGUAAUAUUACUGCAGCUUUAGUAUUUAUGAAUUAGCCUAAAGUUAUAUUCAUAGAAGACUUUUGUAUCAUUCGAGAUUAUAAUUUUUUUAAUAUGUAGUGUACCGUUUGCUAUUUCAAAUAAUUAUUACAUUUGUAAAAUAUAAAAAAAGUAUAACUAACAAGUCAUCAGCUGAAAAUGAUUAAAUGGAAGAAGUUUCUGAGAAACCAACAACCACAAGAAAUUACACCUGUUACUCUUUAGUAAAAGUUCUACCUAUGAUUAAUUUUACAGAGCAAAAAUAAUCUAUUAUGUGCCUCAACAAAGGUAGUUUUCUGAUACACAUUUUGGUAUAUUGUACUUAUCAACAGAUAUCUAAACCCUUGUGAAUUGCAGCAACACAGCAGUAACAAACCCCAUGUGAUUAAAGAUGUUUUAUUGCAAUAUAAUUCUUAGUAUUACUUUUAGAUCCAAGAAACACAAAUAGCCAAGUGUGUCGGAGAUAUUAUAGACACCAUGGCUGCUGGUGGAAGAAUGCCGAUGGCCCAAUAUCGGGAUGGUAAUGGUAUCAAACCGCUUCAUCAAUAUCAAGUUGUCAAAAAAGAGAAAUUUACACCGAUUCCACUUGCUGCUGCAAAAAAUGAGGCACAAGAAUCAGCAUCUGAACGUGGAUCCGAAGCGUUCCAUGUAAAUGGAGAAAAUGGAGGUUGGGGCGCUCAUUGGAGAGGAUCACAAUUCAGAGCAUAUCGAGUAAGAAGAAGACAAGCAGAGAUGAAGGGAGGAACAAAAACCACAAUACGGAGUGAAAAUGCCUCUAGUGAUGAAGAAAAAACUACUUUAAUUCCAUCUCGGAAUGACGGUAGUAUUGCUGAAAUACCACGGCAUAACCUGUGCUCAAAACAAAUACCUACACCUGUUCUAUCUGAAGUUGCUGGUACAAAAGACUCGGAAAAAACAAAAUCCCAAGGACAAGAAUCCUUGGGUGAAGGGUUUCAAGGCAGGGGUGCAAGAGGAAAAGGAGCACAAUUUAGGAGACAUCAAAGGAGAAGAGGAAGAAAACCAGAGGUGUGUCGUCCUAGGGAUUUUACUACAAUUGGGAUAUAAUUUUUUCGUGAGGCUAAAUCAUUGAAAGAAUAAAAUAUCCCAUUGCAAUCACCAAUCUACGUCAAUGCACCCCUGCUAACAGUGAUUGUCUCAAUGAAGCUCUUGUUGGAACAGGGCGGAAUGUUGAAUGUAAUAAAUUGUAGUAAUUUGCAUCACAACUAAAGACGUACUAGUAAUCAGGGCUAUGUUGAAGCAAAGAAUAAAAUAAACUGAUCCGAGUACCAGCAGCGAAUGAAGCAAAGUCAAUAAUAUGAAACCAAAAAAACCAUCUCUUAUUUCAAAUGGCAGAGCUAUUCACAAAGCUCUUGAAAGGAAACAACUUGACCAUGUUUUUACUAGAAAUUAGAAACUUGCUCUAAUUAGGACAGCUCUAAAAUAUCUCCAAGCGCAUAUUAAACAACAAUAUAAAGAACUUCAUACAACUUGCGUGACUGUCUAAGCCAGCGACCAUACUAGUUAAAACUGAAAAUAGUUGCAUAGUACCUGUGUCAAUUACUCUAAACCUUUGUAAAAUUUAAAAUUGAGAAAAACUUAACCUAACCGAUCUCCCUUCUCAGAACCAGAACCAAAUUAAAGGUAUUAAGUCCUACUGCACUUGUGGUUUUCAAGCGAGCCUCUGAAGAAUUCUAUAAGAAAGCAGAUGCCAAUUAUGUGCCCUAUAGUUUGAGACUCAGCUCUACGCUCAAAAGACGUAAUUCCUUGUUAUAUAAUUCUCCAAUUACACCUGCGUACUAUAUUGUGAAAGCGGAGUUAAGAGUAUGUGACAAAGGUUGGUUACCUACAUUUUCUGUUUGACAAUGCAGUUACUCCCACUUUAAAAAUAAUCUUUAGAGGAAAUCCAACUGGAAUAAAAAGUUAGUUUUUAUCACCUGGAAUGUUUGUGGUAUUGUGGGUUGGAAAAAUUGGUUUACAAUGUCCAAGGAAAAACAGUUGUAGAGGGUUGUAGGGGUGAAUAAGAUCUUAGUGUACUCCAAGUAUAACCUCUUACAUUUAUAGUUUGGCAGGUCGAUUAUGAGUGCUGAUAAAAGAAAGAGAUGUUACCACAAGUGUAACACUUACAACUUUCAAGGUUCUUAUCUAGUUGAGUAUUGAUUUCACAAAAAUUAAGACUGUUCAGUCCCAAAAGUUAGCAGUAUUCAGUAUCAGAAUGUACCACGGACUAUGCAUGCUAUUCUUGUAAGUUUUUGACGCAUGUUUACCAAAGCAAGGAUAUACAACGUUGGUCUUGCUUCGUACCUAGCUUUUACCCAAUGACUUAGACAAGGAUCCCAGGCACUUCUAUUUAGCGAUGCUAAUUUUGUUUAGCAUCUACUUCAUCAAAUACGAUCCAGAGUUCAAUAUUGGCUAGCCUGGUAUUAAAUUCAGCACAAGAAACCUCAGUUUUUGAAAUAUAAAACAGGUUGCAAGGCCAUUGGUUAAAGCCUCCCCAGCUUACAAAUUUUAUGGUUGUCGGUUCACAAGAGCAAUGUCAAUGGGCUAUUAAUUAACAGCUGAGCCUAAGGAACAUGUCGCUUUAGUCACUAUCAAGACUACAACAUUGCAACACUCAUAUUUGGGUUAAAAUAAAA
This is a messenger RNA of Macrosteles quadrilineatus (aster leafhopper), 2685 nucleotides long. RefSeq lists its product as uncharacterized. The record is from RefSeq and is a predicted model, not a curated record. The transcript is spliced from 2 exons. The coding region runs from base 530 to 1117 and encodes 195 amino acids. Lineage: Eukaryota; Metazoa; Arthropoda; Insecta; Hemiptera; Cicadellidae.